CGUGUUGUUUUGCCUGUUUUUUCGUACGACGCACCACAUUUUCCUCAGCUCAUAUAAAACAAACGCAUCACGCCAGCUUCCAUUUAAUUAAUCAGUUUCUACCAGAUAAUAUCAAAUAAGUGAUAACUAUAGUGAACCACAUUGUUUAUUAUCGCAACUGACAGUAUUAAAAGUGAAUCGAAGUCAGUUUAUUGUGUGCCUUGUUAUACGUUUAUUGUUCGAUAAGGGAAUGUCAUUUAGCAAAAAUAUAACAAAAUGCAGCAGAAGGUGCAUGAUCACCAUCCAAAGAAGAGGCUAUAAUUCUGGAGCAUCGGACACCGUGGACACGGCCAAAAUGCAAGCGAAGAGCAUUAUUCUAAACCAGUUGAAAUUGAUAACGCAACUGAAAAAUUUCAUAUCUAAGGUGACGUUGGACAAAACGUUCGAGAAUGCCCUCAACAAGGAAUUUGCACACUUUCUACAAAAGAUUCAACCGAAAACAUAUGGCAAGGAUUUGAUAAGAUACUUUGAGUCGACGACGGCUAUUCCGAAAACUUUAGAUAAGCAAACUGAUCAGGACACAUCACCCUCCAGUAUUUAUUUGCCGAAAGUAUUUAGUGGACUUACAUUUGGAAUUGGAAUGAAAGUGGAAAAGAAAGAGGUCAUACCUAAGUGGAAAAUGGGCAAACCUACAGUAUCCAAGGAAUCCAUCACGUGCAGGACGAGCCAAAUCUUAUCGUCGGUUAUGGUCGCGGAGAUGGUCAAAUCGCGCCACUCAAGAAUCGAAGAUCUAAUCCAUCACCUAAAGCAAUAUCCCGAAGCCAAGCAUAAUGCUGUCAAGGAAGGUGCAAUUAGAAUGUUGCUUUAUGUCAGAGAGCACAAUAAAGAUCCGGCCAUCAGUGAGUCAUUGCGUGAGGCGUUUGCCUUGUUGGGGUUCUGUGAUCCUGUGAAAGGAAAGGGUAUUCGUAUAUUGUCUGUUGACGGAGGCGGAGUUCGUGGCAUUUUGGUGAUCGAGAUGCUCAGAAAGCUGGAGGAGUUCUGUGGCAAGCCAAUAUACGAAAUGUUCGAUCUGAUUUGUGGCGUCAGUACUGGAGCCAUACUGUUAACUCUCGGAGGACUGAAAAGAUGUUCUUUAGACGAAGUAUCAGAAAUUUAUAAAAAUAUAAGCACUCAAAUUUUCACCCAGUCAACCAUCAAAGGUACUAGCAAUUUAGUCUGGAGCCAUUCAUAUUACGACACUGCUCUAUGGGAAAAAUUACUGAAGGCUCAGUGGGGUGAUAAAACGCUCAUAGAGACUAAUAGAGACGAGAAAGUACCGAAGUACUGUGCAGUGUCUGCUGUGGUAAACCAGACGAGAUUGUCCGCUUACGUGUUCCGCAACUAUUCACUACCCUGUCGCGUCCAGUCUAACUACUUGGGCGGCUGCGACCACCGCGUGUGGGAAUCGGUGCGGGCGUCUGCGGCUGCGCCCACUUAUUUUGAAGAGUUCCGUUUGGGGCGUAUGCUUCAUCAGGAUGGCGGCAUUUUGGUCAACAACCCGACCGCGGUCGCUGUUCAUGAAGCUAAGCUAUUGUGGCCCGAUACACCACUCCAGUGCGUGGUCUCUUUCGGAACGGGGCGCACUGCCAUCAAUCCACCUACCGAUUCGGAACAGGAAACUGCCACUCUCAGUGGGUCAUCAUGGAAGAAUAAAUUUUACACCAUAUUAGAUAGUGCAACUGAUACUGAAGGUGUUCACACCAUGUUAUCGGAUUUGUUGCCGGCAAACGUGUACUACAGAUUCAAUCCAUAUUUGACGGAGAUGCUGGACAUCGCUGAAAUUGACCCCCAUAAAAUCGAGCAGCUGAAGAGGGACGCUAUAAUGUAUUUACGCAGAAAUGAGGACAAGUUUCAUGAGGCUGCUCAAGCUUUGAAUAUGAAAAAGAGCAAAGCUAAACAUGCUGUUGAAUGGAUUAAUUUGAAGAAAGACAUUCUAGGAUUUAAACAAAACUAAUUUUGUAUCAAUGUUAUUUACACUCUUUUAUAUAGUUUAUAGUUACCUGAACUCUGUGAUGAUUUAGAAUUAGAUUAGUUAUUUAUUUUUUAUAAUUAUACAGACUUCACAUGUGAUAUUUUUAUAAGCAAUAUAGUCUUAAUAAACAAA
This is a messenger RNA of Aethina tumida (small hive beetle), 2122 nucleotides long. RefSeq names its product calcium-independent phospholipase A2-gamma. Lineage: Eukaryota; Metazoa; Arthropoda; Insecta; Coleoptera; Nitidulidae. The record is from RefSeq and is a predicted model, not a curated record. Gene Ontology annotation, biological process: arachidonate metabolic process. Bases 230 to 1972 code for a protein of 580 amino acids. Gene Ontology annotation, cellular component: membrane. The transcript is spliced from 6 exons.